Chenopodium quinoa (quinoa) is the source of this 3609-nucleotide messenger RNA. RefSeq names its product calcium-dependent protein kinase 26-like. The transcript is spliced from 8 exons. The record is from RefSeq and is a predicted model, not a curated record. Gene Ontology annotation, cellular component: nucleus; cytoplasm. Gene Ontology annotation, molecular function: calcium ion binding; calcium-dependent protein serine/threonine kinase activity; ATP binding. NCBI's taxonomy places the organism in Eukaryota, Viridiplantae, Streptophyta, Magnoliopsida, Caryophyllales, Amaranthaceae. The coding region runs from base 972 to 2822 and encodes 616 amino acids. Gene Ontology annotation, biological process: protein autophosphorylation; peptidyl-serine phosphorylation; intracellular signal transduction.
AAAUUGCAUGCUUGUAUUAAAUUAAGCAUAAUUGAAGUUGGAAAUACAGAAUACAUCAUCAGUAUAUGAAUUCCCUAGAAGAUCUCAUCUUCAGCUGGCGUUUAGGCCGGCAACAUGGCUGUAUUUUGAGUAAAAAAUGAACCCAAUAAAUAAAUUUUACUAUACAACAGCAGAAACCAUCGUUGAUCUCUGAAACCCACAUCUCCUGGCCGUUAGAUUUUCCAGAAUGUUAACUGAAGCCACGUCGUUGGAAUUUGAAAGGUUUCUAACAGAAAAACCUGUAAUAUUACCUUUCUUUUCUUUCUCCAAUUUUCUCUCUUUUCCCCAAAAAACUGGAAAUUACAUCAAAAUUUCGAAACCCUUUUUUACAUUUGCCCCAAACGAUUCUUGUUCAAUUUCGUUUUUUUCAUUAGACAUUGAUUAUAUUUUGCACCCAUUCCAUUCCCUCCAUAAUGAAUUCUUCUUUUUAAAGAAAAUCUUGACAAUCUCAUUAGAUAAAUUCUUGGUUCACGUAGCCGACCCUAUUAUUUUGGGAGAUCCAUGCUUUGAAUUGUUGUUUUUCUUAUGAGAAUUUGAUCAUUUUCUCAAUGUGGGUUGUUAAGAUUUUGUCUUAAUUUUUCCAAUUUUUAUCAUCCACCCUGAUUUGCUUCCAAAAUUGUGCUUUGCAUUUUGGGUUGAUUUUUUUUCUGCAACGUCAAAUUUGGAUUGUUUUUAUGGGGUUUAUAUUUUUAGAUCAUUAAUUGAUAUCUUCUUAGGGCAAUGCAAUGUCACCCUUGUUGAUUUGUGUAGGUAAAUGUUCAUGGUUGAAUAGCAGAUAAAGUGUUUGAGUUGUGGCGCGAAUGAGUGCACCGCAAGAAUUUGAUUUUUGACAUCAUUUGGUAUGAAAAACCCUGAACCCAUUUGGGUGAUAAGACAAACAGAUAUUGGUUAUUGAGCUGCGAGGUGGGAGAAGGGGUUGUGUUUAGUAUGAGAUGGGGAACAACUGCAUUUCAAAGCUUAUUCAGGUUGGGUUUUGGUGCAAACCACCAAAUCAGACAAUUGAAGAUGGUGCAAACAGCGAUAUCAAAGGAAAAGAUAGGUCAUUAGAUGUGCAAUUCAAGCCACCUGAGGUAGUGAAGAUUGACAGUAAAUUAGGCAGACAAGAGAGCCGGUUAAAUAGACAAGAGAGUCGAGUAGGGAGGCAGGAGAGUCGAGUAAAUAAGCAAGAGAGCCAUGUAGGGAGGCAAGAAAGCCGGUUAGGAAGGCAGGAAAGCAGCAGGUUGGGGAGUCAAGAGAGCAGGAUUGGAAGACAAGAGAGUAAAAUGGUAAGGCAAGAGAGUCGAAAGAGAAAUGUGAAUGGAGGAGAUCAGGAAAAGACCAAGAAGCGGCCUGUAAAUGUGAAAAGGGUGGCUAGUGCAGGGCUGCAAGUGCACUCGAUUUUAAGAAGAAAGACUGGAAAUCUGAAGGAAUUUUACUCUUUAGGGAAGAAACUUGGACAUGGGCAGUUUGGAACUACCUUCCUUUGUGUGGAGAAAGCCACUGGGAAAGAAUAUGCUUGCAAAUCAAUCGCGAAAAGGAAGCUGAUUAACAAGGAAGACGUGGAUGAUGUGAGAAGGGAAAUCCAGAUUAUGCAUCACUUGAAGGGGCAUCCUAAUGUGAUCACCAUUAAUGAUGCCUAUGAAGAUGGUGUGGCUAUUCAUGUUGUCAUGGAACUUUGUUCUGGAGGUGAACUUUUUGAUAGAAUUGUCAAAAGGGGGCAUUACACAGAGAGGAAGGCAGCUAAUCUUGCUAGAAUCAUAGUUAGUGUUGUUGAAGCCUGCCACUCGUUAGGAGUCAUGCAUCGUGAUCUUAAGCCUGAGAAUUUUCUUUUCGUGGAUGAGAAGGAGGAAUCGCCUCUCAAAACUAUAGACUUUGGAUUGUCAAUAUUUUUCAAGCCAGGGGAUGUCUUCAACGAUGUGGUAGGGAGUCCAUAUUAUGUAGCACCUGAGGUAUUGCGCAAACGUUAUGGUCCUGAGGCUGAUGUUUGGAGUGCUGGAGUGAUCCUUUACAUUCUCCUAAGUGGAGUGCCACCAUUCUGGGCAGAAACUGAGGAGGAAAUAUUUGAAGAAGUCCUGCAUGGUGAUCUUGACUUUAUUUCUGAUCCAUGGCCUAAUAUCUCGGAUGGUGCAAAAGACUUGGUUCGCAGAAUGCUCGUAAGAGACCCUAAGAAAAGAUUAACUGCACAUGAAGUUUUAUGCCACCCCUGGAUUAUGGCUGAUGGAUUGGCUCCUGACAAACCUCUUGAUCACUCAGUCAUUUCGCGAUUGACACAGUUCUGUGCCAUGAAUAAACUUAAGAAAAUGGCCCUUAGAGUUAUAGCUGAGAGGCUUUCAGAAGAAGAAAUAGCAGGACUCAAGGAGAUGUUUAAGAUGAUAGACACUGAUAACAGUGGGCAGAUUACUUUUGAAGAGCUUAAGAAUGGGCUGAAAAGAUUUGGCGCUAACCUGGAAGAGUCUGAGAUUCAUUAUCUAAUGCAAUCUGCAGAUGUUGAUAACAGUGGGACUAUUGACUAUGGAGAAUUUAUCGCGGCUAUGUUGCAUCUCCACAGAGUUGACAAAGAAGACCAUCUAUGUGCAGCUUUUGCCUACUUUGACAAAGAUGGAAGUGGUUACAUUACAAAAGAUGAACUACAACAAGCAUGUCAGGAUUUUGGCAUGGACGUUGUUCAUGUCGAAGAAAUUAUUAGUGAAGCGGACCAAGAUAAAGAUGGUCGUAUAGAUUAUAACGAGUUUGUUGCAAUGAUGCAAAGAGGAAAUGUUGAUCUUGGUAGAAGACACAAGCAUUCAAGUUCUACAAUACAGUGAGAUGUAGAUGAGCUGGAUAUAUUGGGGACACACCACAAAAGCUUGAAGAAGCGGUUCAAGAGGGAAUACGUGUGAGCCUUGGUUUAUUAUCCUCUUUAUUAGUAUCAUGGUUCUCAUUCUUAUUGGCAAGAAUUAGCAGCAGUUUGAUUGUCGGGGAAUUUUUAGCCUAGAGAUUUUUUAUUGAUGGGCUGAAAAGUAGAACCAGAGGUUGGUCUUCACUGCUUCAAGAAGAAAAUGCAUAAGCCAAAAUCUUUCUGAUGAUAAGACUGACCUUUGUUAUAUCAAGAUCAUAUGUUGCAGAGAACGCAGUCCGUCAGAUCAUUUGUUACGGUGAUUGCAGUUGGUCAGUUGCUAAUGCAUUAUGUACUGGUGUGACUUGAACUGUGAAGUGUUGUAAAAUACGUGAUAUGGCAGCAGCAGGUAAACUAAACUUGUGAUAAUAUGAUACUAACAGCCCCUCGGAUAAAUUUUCUGAUGUUCAGAGCCAUAGGACUAAACAAGGUAGAAGUACUUUGUAAUCAGAAAUUCCGUACAAGCAUGUCUGCAGCUGGAGUUGUGUAUAAAUAUAGAUUUUAAAUGUAAAAGAUAGCUUGAUAAAUUGAACAGUUUGAGUGACAGACCAUUUUUAAGCUUGUGUGGCAUUGAUGGGAAGUUCUUAUUGUGAUGAAAUAUAAUACUUAACAUAGAGUCUAAGCAUGUAUACAAGGAGCAAGUCCUUUCAAUCUGGUCUGGGAUUUGUAGUGAGUAUUUUCUGUAAAAUUUUGUACAGAUUAUAUCGUUGGUAGGA